Molecule: messenger RNA, 15861 nt
Organism: Cydia pomonella (codling moth)
Lineage: Eukaryota; Metazoa; Arthropoda; Insecta; Lepidoptera; Tortricidae
Gene: mon2
Source: RefSeq, a predicted model, not a curated record
UAACAACAAUGAACAAAAACUAUACAGGCGAACACAAUCUUAAAUAAACAUUUCAUGUUUGUUGUUAUUGAGGAAUUAAUUAAUAUAGGUUUUUUAAAUUAUUUGAUUAUUUAGACAACUAUCACAAUCGAUCACUCGAUAUUUACCCGAGCCAUAAUCGGAAUGUAAUCGGUAAUCGAAGACUUGAAGACUUACAAUGUUACUAUAAGUAAAAAUAAGUUAAUCACUUAAAAAUCGAUAAUUACUUUUACAUAACUUAUGUACCCAUAUGAAAUUAAGAAAGCAAUAUUUAAAAUGUACCAUGCUUAUCGCAUUACAUAUUCACUAACAAGUAAGUUUACAAAUUAAAAUUUUAAUUAUUUCUUCAAAAUAAACGUCGUCAGUAAUGUGUGAACAUGGCAAUAAAAAAUAUUUGACUUUUAAACUACAAUUCACGCAUAGCUACGAGUUAUAAUAAAAUAUAUAUUGUAAAAUGUAUUUAGAUUCCAAUGUUUCGUUAUAUAUUUAAAAAAAAGCCCUGUUCUUUUUUUUUAAUUCAAUUUAUAUUUAAAAAGAAGCGUCGAUCGAAGAUCAAUUGCAUCAAAUGUAAUGUACAUAAAAAUUAGAGUUAUUGCUUCGUGGAACGGAAUGUUGCAGGCUGUGUUCAAAUACUUACCCUUCUCUUAUAUUUAUUCCUGUUUCAUUUUCUUUUAUAAAUACAUGCCGUAUUUAUAUGUAUUCUUUUCUUAUUUUAUACCCACAAAAAGUUCUUCUUAGAUUUAUCAAACAUUUAUUGAAUAAUAUUUUAGAUUCUAAUAGAACUUAGGAUUGAUGUAUUGCAAUGUAUUGCAGUGACUACGUGUAUAGAUUUUGAACGUCAAAUUAUGAUGUGAUGUCGAUUGUGUACAUGGCAUAUUUUCAAUUUCUAUGAUUUUUAAUUAAAACAUGAAAUGAAUUAUUAGAUACCUUUUUAAGAAUGGCAUUCGUGAGUGCAGUUACCGGUGAUGACUCCACUAAAAAGUUUAUGGAAGUCUUGCAAAGUGACUUCAAAACACUCAGUUUCGAGACGAAGAAAAAAUAUCCCCAGAUAAGAGAGGCAUGUGAUGAAGCCAUAGAGAAGCUGUCACUGGCAGCUAACAACCCGCAGGCCUCCCUGUACGGUGUGGUCAACCAGAUACUGUACCCGCUGGUGCAGGGCUGCGAGUCCAAGGACCUCAAAAUUAUCAAAUUCUGCCUCGGGACAAUCCAGAGGCUAAUAGCUCAGCAGGGCAUUGAUGCCAAAGGAGCCCGACACGUGGUUGACUGUUUGUACACACUGGGACAGGCUGGAGUCUUGGAGCUGAAGCUACUCCAAACGGCUGCUUUGCUUAUGACAACGUCUGAUUUGGUGCAUGGAGACACACUAGCCAGGACAAUGGUAAUGUGCAUGAGGAUGGUGACGAACAGCGAAACGCGUGAUGUCAGCACGGCCAUGCGGGCCGCGGCUACCGUGCGGCAACUGGUCGCACUCGUGUUCGAACGGGCCCUGGCUGAGGAUCAGAAGAGUCCGGGCUCUGUUAGAACGCUUAAAGUCAACCCAGCCGAUGUAAGGCCACAGACGAACAGCAAGGCCCCCAAAGACAUGAAGCCCUGCGCAGUGGACGCCUACCUCAUUUUACAAGAUAUAAUCCAGCUGGUGAACGGCGACGCGCCGCACUGGCUGGUCGGUAUCUCGGACGUGCCAAAGACAUUCGGACUGGAACUGCUCGACACAGUGUUGACUGACUUUUCACCCGUUUUCUUCAAGAUAGCAGAAUUUAGGUUUUUGUUAAAGGAACAUGUUUGCGCGUUGAUUAUAAGGCUGUUUUCACCAAAUGUUAAAUACAGACGAGGCACAACUCUACAGCAACGCUCACACCUACACAUACCGGGGGCCACCGGAGCCGCCGGCCCGGGCGGCCCCGAGCGGCCGCACUACCCCGUCACCAUGCGGCUGCUGCGGCUAGUCCUAGUGCUCGUGCACCAGUACCAUGCCCUGUUGGUGACUGAAUGCGAGAUCUUCCUAUCGUUAACGAUCAAGUUCCUGGACCCGGAUAAACCGCUGUGGCAGCGGGCGCUGGCACUUGAAGUUUUACACAAAAUGACCAUACAGCCCAAACUCCUGGUAUCGUUCUGCUCCUGCUACGACCUGCGUCCACACGCCACGAACAUCUUCCAAGACAUCGUGAACGCGCUCGGCGCGUAUGUCCAAAGCUUAUUCGUGGCCAGCCAAGUGAACACGUGCGCCGGUGCACAAGGCAUACCCCAGCAGUCGGGCUUCUACUGGAAAGGAGUAUGGCUCCCGCUAUGCGUCACGUUCGAGCCCGGCACCGCCAAGUCUGUGUACUUGGAAAUGCUGGACCGCAACGAAGCACCAACAAUACAGGAUGGCUACGGCAUUUCGGUCGCGUACGCGUGCCUCAUGGAAAUUAUCCGGUCUAUUGCCAUCACUGUCGAAGGGGACGAGUACUUCAGGUUGCAAGAACUGUACGCUGAUUUGCCGAACGAAAGCGAAGAGAAGGAAAUUAACUCAAAUAAAAAUGGAAACCACGAGAAAGAAACAAACGCCGAAACCAAAGAAGUGACGAACAACGUCCACAACGAGAACUCGGACCAGAACUCCAACGUCGUGGAGCCCAUUAUAGAAGACGUGGAAGAGAAGGAACGGCAGCUGAAGUUGCAGCUACUAAAAUCAUCGUGGUGCGGCCUAGUUUGGGGCCUGUCCGUGCUGGCCGAGGCGAGCAUCGGCGAACUAGAGAACAUUCUGCGUGCCAUACAGACUCUGGCUAGGGUCAGCGGAAAGGUGGGGCACACAGUGGGGCGCGACGCGUGCAUCUCCGCGCUGUGCCGCGCCGCGCUGCCCGCGCAGUACUGCGUGCCGGCGCUGGGCGCGCUGCCCUGCCCGUGGCGGCGCGACGCCGCGCCCGCGCCCGACACCGACCACCGCCACCAGGUCGUGUGGGUCGGCACGCCGCUGCCGCAACAUGCUCCCCAGUCAGGUACAUACUGCCGGGUGGGGCACACAGUGGGGCGCGACGCGUGCAUCUCCGCGCUGUGCCGCGCCGCGCUGCCCGCGCAGUACUGCGUGCCGGCGCUGGGCGCGCUGCCCUGCCCGUGGCGGCGCGACGCCGCGCCCGCGCCCGACACCGACCACCGCCACCAGGUCGUGUGGGUCGGCACGCCGCUGCCGCAACAUGCUCCCCAGUCAGGUACAUACUGCCGGGUGGGGCACACAGUGGGGCGCGACGCGUGCAUCUCCGCGCUGUGCCGCGCCGCGCUGCCCGCGCAGUACUGCGUGCCGGCGCUGGGCGCGCUGCCCUGCCCGUGGCGGCGCGACGCCGCGCCCGCGCCCGACACCGACCACCGCCACCAGGUCGUGUGGGUCGGCACGCCGCUGCCGCAACAUGCUCCCCAGUCAGGUACAUACUGCCGGGUGGGGCACACAGUGGGGCGCGACGCGUGCAUCUCCGCGCUGUGCCGCGCCGCGCUGCCCGCGCAGUACUGCGUGCCGGCGCUGGGCGCGCUGCCCUGCCCGUGGCGGCGCGACGCCGCGCCCGCGCCCGACACCGACCACCGCCACCAGGUCGUGUGGGUCGGCACGCCGCUGCCGCAACAUGCUCCCCAGUCAGGUACAUACUGCCGGGUGGGGCACACAGUGGGGCGCGACGCGUGCAUCUCCGCGCUGUGCCGCGCCGCGCUGCCCGCGCAGUACUGCGUGCCGGCGCUGGGCGCGCUGCCCUGCCCGUGGCGGCGCGACGCCGCGCCCGCGCCCGACACCGACCACCGCCACCAGGUCGUGUGGGUCGGCACGCCGCUGCCGCAACAUGCUCCCCAGUCAGGUACAUACUGCCGGGUGGGGCACACAGUGGGGCGCGACGCGUGCAUCUCCGCGCUGUGCCGCGCCGCGCUGCCCGCGCAGUACUGCGUGCCGGCGCUGGGCGCGCUGCCCUGCCCGUGGCGGCGCGACGCCGCGCCCGCGCCCGACACCGACCACCGCCACCAGGUCGUGUGGGUCGGCACGCCGCUGCCGCAACAUGCUCCCCAGUCAGGUACAUACUGCCGGGUGGGGCACACAGUGGGGCGCGACGCGUGCAUCUCCGCGCUGUGCCGCGCCGCGCUGCCCGCGCAGUACUGCGUGCCGGCGCUGGGCGCGCUGCCCUGCCCGUGGCGGCGCGACGCCGCGCCCGCGCCCGACACCGACCACCGCCACCAGAUCGUGUGGGUCGGCACGCCGCUGCCGCAACAUGCUCCCCAGUCAGGUACAUACUGCCGGGUGGGGCACACAGUGGGGCGCGACGCGUGCAUCUCCGCGCUGUGCCGCGCCGCGCUGCCCGCGCAGUACUGCGUGCCGGCGCUGGGCGCGCUGCCCUGCCCGUGGCGGCGCGACGCCGCGCCCGCGCCCGACACCGACCACCGCCACCAGGUCGUGUGGGUCGGCACGCCGCUGCCGCAACAUGCUCCCCAGUCAGGUACAUACUGCCGGGUGGGGCACACAGUGGGGCGCGACGCGUGCAUCUCCGCGCUGUGCCGCGCCGCGCUGCCCGCGCAGUACUGCGUGCCGGCGCUGGGCGCGCUGCCCUGCCCGUGGCGGCGCGACGCCGCGCCCGCGCCCGACACCGACCACCGCCACCAGGUCGUGUGGUGGGGGCGCGACGCGUGCAUCUCCGCGCUGUGCCGCGCCGCGCUGCCCGCGCAGUACUGCGUGCCGGCGCUGGGCGCGCUGCCCUGCCCGUGGCGGCGCGACGCCGCGCCCGCGCCCGACACCGACCACCGCCACCAGGUCGUGUGGGUCGGCACGCCGCUGCCGCAACAUGCUCCCCAGUCAGGUACAUACUGCCGGGUGGGGCACACAGUGGGGCGCGACGCGUGCAUCUCCGCGCUGUGCCGCGCCGCGCUGCCCGCGCAGUACUGCGUGCCGGCGCUGGGCGCGCUGCCCUGCCCGUGGCGGCGCGACGCCGCGCCCGCGCCCGACACCGACCACCGCCACCAGGUCGUGUGGGUCGGCACGCCGCUGCCGCAACAUGCUCCCCAGUCAGGUACAUACUGCCGGGUGGGGCACACAGUGGGGCGCGACGCGUGCAUCUCCGCGCUGUGCCGCGCCGCGCUGCCCGCGCAGUACUGCGUGCCGGCGCUGGGCGCGCUGCCCUGCCCGUGGCGGCGCGACGCCGCGCCCGCGCCCGACACCGACCACCGCCACCAGGUCGUGUGGGUCGGCACGCCGCUGCCGCAACAUGCUCCCCAGUCAGGUACAUACUGCCGGGUGGGGCACACAGUGGGGCGCGACGCGUGCAUCUCCGCGCUGUGCCGCGCCGCGCUGCCCGCGCAGUACUGCGUGCCGGCGCUGGGCGCGCUGCCCUGCCCGUGGCGGCGCGACGCCGCGCCCGCGCCCGACACCGACCACCGCCACCAGGUCGUGUGGGUCGGCACGCCGCUGCCGCAACAUGCUCCCCAGUCAGGUACAUACUGCCGGGUGGGGCACACAGUGGGGCGCGACGCGUGCAUCUCCGCGCUGUGCCGCGCCGCGCUGCCCGCGCAGUACUGCGUGCCGGCGCUGGGCGCGCUGCCCUGCCCGUGGCGGCGCGACGCCGCGCCCGCGCCCGACACCGACCACCGCCACCAGGUCGUGUGGGUCGGCACGCCGCUGCCGCAACAUGCUCCCCAGUCAGGUACAUACUGCCGGGUGGGGCACACAGUGGGGCGCGACGCGUGCAUCUCCGCGCUGUGCCGCGCCGCGCUGCCCGCGCAGUACUGCGUGCCGGCGCUGGGCGCGCUGCCCUGCCCGUGGCGGCGCGACGCCGCGCCCGCGCCCGACACCGACCACCGCCACCAGGUCGUGUGGGUCGGCACGCCGCUGCCGCAACAUGCUCCCCAGUCAGGUACAUACUGCCGGGUGGGGCACACAGUGGGGCGCGACGCGUGCAUCUCCGCGCUGUGCCGCGCCGCGCUGCCCGCGCAGUACUGCGUGCCGGCGCUGGGCGCGCUGCCCUGCCCGUGGCGGCGCGACGCCGCGCCCGCGCCCGACACCGACCACCGCCACCAGGUCGUGUGGGUCGGCACGCCGCUGCCGCAACAUGCUCCCCAGUCAGGCCAGCAGCAGUCAUUCGUGAUGGUGACCUCCCGCCACGUGACCGCCAUGAAGGCCCUGCUCUACGCGGCACAGCGCGAUGGCGACAGCAUUCAGCAGGCCUGGCUACCGGUCCUCACCACCCUGCAGCACCUGGUAUGGAUCCUAGGCCUGAAGCCCUCGACAGGUGGAUCCAUGAAGGCGUCCCGCGCCAGCGCCGACGCCAAUGCGGUCAUGAGCACCUCCGCUGUCAUGGCCGAUCUGCCAGCGCUGUCAGCCAUGCUGUCAGGCGUGUUCGAGUCCUCGAAGAACCUCGACGAUGUUGCGUUGCACCAUCUGAUUGACGCGCUGUGUAAGCUCAGCAACGAGGCCAUGGAACUCGCCUAUUCUAACAGGGAACCAUCCCUAUUCGCAGUUGCCAAAUUACUCGAAACCGGCUUAGCCAACAUGCACAGGAUAGAAGUCAUGUGGAGACCCAUCACCAACCAUCUGUUAGAAUGCUGGGCUGCGCCGGCCCGCGCUGCCUCCGCCGCGUGCUGACCGCGGCCGCCGCCUUCGCGCUGCAGACCCGGGACCUCAACAUCAGCCUCACGGCCGUCGGCCUCAUGGUGAGUCACUACUACCAGUGGUCGUCAGCGACUUGCUGGGCUGCGCCGGCCCGCGCUGCCUCCGCCGCCGACUUGCUGGGCUGCGCCGGCCCGCGCUGCCUCCGCCGCGUGCUGACCGCGGCCGCCGCCUUCGCGCUGCAGACCCGGGACCUCAACAUCAGCCUCACGGCCGUCGGCCUCAUGCGACUUGCUGGGCUGCGCCGGCCCGCGCUGCCUCCGCCGCGUGCUGACCGCGGCCGCCGCCUUCGCGCUGCAGACCCGGGACCUCAACAUCAGCCUCACGGCCGUCGGCCUCAUGGUGAGUCACUACUACCAGUGGUCGUCAGCGACUUGCUGGGCUGCGCCGGCCCGCGCUGCCUCCGCCGCGUGCUGACCGCGGCCGCCGCCUUCGCGCUGCAGACCCGGGACCUCAACAUCAGCCUCACGGCCGUCGGCCUCAUGCGACUUGCUGGGCUGCGCCGGCCCGCGCUGCCUCCGCCGCGUGCUGACCGCGGCCGCCGCCUUCGCGCUGCAGACCCGGGACCUCAACAUCAGCCUCACGGCCGUCGGCCUCAUGGUGAGUCACUACUACCAGUGGUCGUCAGCGACUUGCUGGGCUGCGCCGGCCCGCGCUGCCUCCGCCGCGUGCUGACCGCGGCCGCCGCCUUCGCGCUGCAGACCCGGGACCUCAACAUCAGCCUCACGGCCGUCGGCCUCAUGCGACUUGCUGGGCUGCGCCGGCCCGCGCUGCCUCCGCCGCGUGCUGACCGCGGCCGCCGCCUUCGCGCUGCAGACCCGGGACCUCAACAUCAGCCUCACGGCCGUCGGCCUCAUGGUGAGUCACUACUACCAGUGGUCGUCAGCGACUUGCUGGGCUGCGCCGGCCCGCGCUGCCUCCGCCGCGUGCUGACCGCGGCCGCCGCCUUCGCGCUGCAGACCCGGGACCUCAACAUCAGCCUCACGGCCGUCGGCCUCAUGGUGAUCACUACUACCAGUGGUCGUCAGCGACUUGCUGGGCUGCGCCGGCCCGCGCUGCCUCCGCCGCGUGCUGACCGCGGCCGCCGCCUUCGCGCUGCAGACCCGGGACCUCAACAUCAGCCUCACGGCCGUCGGCCUCAUGGUGAGUCACUACUACCAGUGGUCGUCAGCGACUUGCUGGGCUGCGCCGGCCCGCGCUGCCUCCGCCGCGUGCUGACCGCGGCCGCCGCCUUCGCGCUGCAGACCCGGGACCUCAACAUCAGCCUCACGGCCGUCGGCCUCAUGUGGAAUAUAUCGGACUACCUAUACCAUAACCGGGACAAAUUGACCGCAGCACUAGCGAACGACGCGGCUAUCUGUCCCGAAGUACCCAACCAUGCCGAACUACCCCCUUUGGAUAAACUGUGGAUGUGUCUCUACAUUCGACUAAGUGAGUUGUGUACGGAACCCCGAGCACCAGUCCGUCGCGCCGCCAGCCAGACCCUGUUCAGCUGCAUCGGCGCCCACGGGACCUUGCUGGGCAAGCCCGCCUGGCGGGCGCUGCUGGCGGUACUCUUCCCCAUGCUGGAGCAGGUCCAAAAACAAUCGAAUAUAGCGAGUUCAGAAAAGGUGGACACCGGGGAACACAUACUUAUACAUCACACCAGAAACACGGCCCAGAAACAGUGGGCUGAGACACAGGUGCUGACAUUAUCAGGGGUGUCGCGCGUGUUCCACUCGCGAUUCCAGCUGCUUGUCACCGUGGGGGAUUUCAACAGGUCUUGGGCAGCCCUGCUGGACUAUAUCACUGACUUCGCUUUAAGGAAGAGUCAUGAGGUGUCCGUAGCUGCGCUGAAGUCGUUCCAAGAAGUAGUGUCAGCAGCUGGACGCGCUGCAGAAGCGGACCCUGACAGCGUCCUACAGAAGAGGGUCUGGAGCUGCGCCUGGACCGCCUGGACCCGGAUAGCACAAGCUGUCCCCAACACUGACCCAGGUUACAUAAUAUCCGUAGCAGCACUCAAGUCGUUCCAAGAAGUAGUCUCAGCAGCUGGACGCGCCGCAGAAGCGGACCCUGACAGCGUCCUACAGAAGAGGGUCUGGAGCUGCGCCUGGACCGCCUGGACCCGGAUAGCACAAGCUGUAUCCGUAGCAGCACUCAAGUCGUUCCAAGAAGUAGUCUCAGCAGCUGGACGCGCCGCAGAAGCGGACCCUGACAGCGUCCUACAGAAGAGGGUCUGGAGCUGCGCCUGGACCGCCUGGACCCGGAUAGCACAAGCUAUAUCCGUAGCAGCACUCAAGUUACAAAUAGCUGUGUCCCCUCAGGUAUCCGUAGCAGCACUCAAGUCGUUCCAAGAAGUAGUCUCAGCAGCUGGACGCGCCGCAGAAGCGGACCCUGACAGCGUCCUACAGAAGAGGGUCUGGAGCUGCGCCUGGACCGCCUGGACCCGGAUAGCACAAGCUGUACCCAACACUGACCCAGUGCCCGAGGACGGCAAGACGGCGGACACGUACGCGCCCUCACUGAACUUCCUCACGACACUAGUCCAGAUCUUCCCGCUCAUCUUCCAGCACAUACGACCAACGUUCACAGGCGCGGACGUGGAAAAACUCGGCGCGUGCCUGUGUCGCAUAUGUAGCGUGCAGCCCGCGCCGUGCGCGCUCGACUCGCUGCCCGCGCCGGCCGCCUGCGCGCCCGUCAGCCUGCACGCGCUGCACGCCAUAGACACGGUCCAUAAGGUAAUGUAUAACUCGGUGCGUGCCUGUGUCGCAUAUGUAGCGUGCAGCCCGCGCCGUGCGCGCUCGACUCGCUGCCCGCGCCGGCCGCCUGCGCGCCCCGUGCAGCCCGCGCCGUGCGCGCUCGACUCGCUGCCCGCGCCGGCCGCCUGCGCGCCCGUCAGCCUGCACGCGCUGCACGCCAUAGACACGGUCCAUAAGCCCGCGCCGUGCGCGCUCGACUCGCUGCCCGCGCCGGCCGCCUGCGCGCCCGUCAGCCUGCACGCGCUGCACGCCAUAGACACGGUCCAUAAGCCCGCGCCGUGCGCGCUCGACUCGCUGCCCGCGCCGGCCGCCUGCGCGCCCGUCAGCCUGCACGCGCUGCACGCCAUAGACACGGUCCAUAAGCCCGCGCCGUGCGCGCUCGACUCGCUGCCCGCGCCGGCCGCCUGCGCGCCCGUCAGCCUGCACGCGCUGCACGCCAUAGACACGGUCCAUAAGCCCGCGCCGUGCGCGCUCGACUCGCUGCCCGCGCCGGCCGCCUGCGCGCCCGUCAGCCUGCACGCGCUGCACGCCAUAGACACGGUCCAUAAGGAAGCGCUAUCCCGGCACGAGCUGCUGCCGGCGCUGUUCUCCGCCUUGACGGCCCUCGCCCGGACGUGUUCGGGCGCGGCGCGCACGCGCUGCCUGGCCGCCGCCGCGCAGCUGUACCAGGCCGCGCCGUCCGCCUCCGCGCCCGCCGCGCCGCACCUGCUGCAGGCUUUACACGCAGCUGUGAAGAAGUCCAUAGCGGACAAGAGAAGACAGACCAUCGACACACCAGACGACACGUCGCAGAUCUCCACACUACUGUUACAAGUAUUAGCAACGGGUCUACCGCUAGCGAGAGAACAACCAGACGUGUACGAAGAAUUCUGGGAAACAUUGCCUGGUGUCUUAGAAACCUUCAUGUUUGAAGCGCCCGGCACCGGUACAGACGGCUGCGCCCGAGCGUUAGUAGGCGUGAUCCGCGACGAGAUCCUGCGAGGCUCCCCCCGCGUGCCCGCGCGCCAUGUCCGCGCCGCGCUGGCGCUGGUCCGCGCGGGCUCGCUGCACACGCAGCCGCCUCCACCUCUAGUGAUCCGCGACGAGAUCCUGCGAGGCUCCCCCCGCGUGCCCGCGCGCCAUGUCCGCGCCGCGCUGGCGCUGGUCCGCGCGGGCUCGCUGCACACGCAGCCGCCUCCACCUCUAGUGAUCCGCGACGAGAUCCUGCGAGGCUCCCCCCGCGUGCCCGCGCGCCAUGUCCGCGCCGCGCUGGCGCUGGUCCGCGCGGGCUCGCUGCACACGCAGCCGCCUCCACCUCUAGUGAUCCGCGACGAGAUCCUGCGAGGCUCCCCCCGCGUGCCCGCGCGCCAUGUCCGCGCCGCGCUGGCGCUGGUCCGCGCGGGCUCGCUGCACACGCAGCCGCCUCCACCUCUAGUAGUGAUCCGCGACGAGAUCCUGCGAGGCUCCCCCCGCGUGCCCGCGCGCCAUGUCCGCGCCGCGCUGGCGCUGGUCCGCGCGGGCUCGCUGCACACGCAGCCGCCUCCACCUCAGAACGAAUUGGAGCUCCGGGAGAGAGAAGAGUUCGCGCGCGCGUGCUUCGAGACCCUGCUGCAGUUCUCCAUGCUCGAGGACGUCGCGUUGUCGGGCGUCGAAGAUGAGCAAGACCCAUUAGCGAUAGCAGCGUUACUCGAUAGGUUCCAAGAAGUCAUAUCGAAAUACUCAAGAGACGAAGACAACAGCGAACCUCUGCCUAGGCAUCAUCUAUCAGAGAUCUCGUUCGUGCUGAAAGCAGUGGCCACGCUGGCAGAGUCCAUGCAGCAAGCGCCGCGCAGUAAGGUCGACCCGGCCGCGUGGCAGAAGCUAAUAGGUUUAUACCCGGCGCUGGUGUCGCUGGCGUGCGGCGGGCGCGCGGCGGCGGCGCGCGGCGCGCUGCGCGAGGCGCUGCGGCAGUUCGGCGCGCUGCUCGCCGCGCCGCCCUAGCGCCGGACCGUCUACACCAUACACAUCUAGAAAACAUCACGUGACGAGACCGGCGCGGGCCAUACAUUCCCGGAAGCAACGAAUCGUGAAGGCCCUGGCUUCCCAGUACUGUUAGUAUGAAGGCUAGGCCUGCGUAUAAAAUACUCCUCAGUCAGAUUUGGAAGGCUGCAGUUUUGUAUUGAUAUGAGAAUGUGUGUGUUAAAAUUCGUUUCGGUGUGCUGUUUACAUUUUACGUUUAUGAUCUUGUCUGAAACAUGCUGUACCCUAAAUAUGUGGCAUGACAAUUCAAAUGAAGAAACGGUCAAGUUGCCGUAGAGUAGACCUAAUUUCCUAUGUUGGCCGAACGUUAAUUAGAAUUGACCAUUAACCAUUACAAAUUGAACCGUAAACCGUCCAAUUUGUAAUGGUUAAUGGUCAAUUCUAAUUAACGAUCGGCCAACACUGCUAAUUUCAGUCUAACAUGGUUUAAGAUCAUUUAUUUUAUUAUUGAAUAGUACAGGCAGCUGCAAGUACAUCUUAACUACUAGAAUCAGGGAUCGGAAACCGGUAUUUUUUGUAUGGGAACGAAAACGGUAUUUUUUCGUUCUUUGUUAAUUAUUUCAUUCCUAAUCGGGCAAUCUAAUAAUACGAAGUCGUUAUCUAAAAACACAACUGAGUCCUACAUUUUGAGUAUAAAAUAAACCGAAAUAUAUGGUUAUCUCGAUGUUUUUGCAAAAAACCGGUUCCGAUCCCUGACUAGAAUAUCUCGAUAUCGACUAUAUUAUAAUCAGAAUAAAGUCGAUAAGAUACUUCGAACUUUUUCGAGGCGUUCUCACUUUUGCAACUGACUGAAGCACAGUUCCAAAUCUGACGUGCGGGUGACACGAAAUGUUGAUUAUGACUAGUAAUAUUUGUUUGUAAAUAACUAAUGCACUUAACUUAUAUAAAAUGGGCACCGAGUUAGAAAUCAUCAGAAUGGCAAUAAAUAUUAUUUAGACCUCAUUUUGUUUAUUUUCAAUAUUAUGGACUAAUUUUACUUUUUAUUCGUGUGAUAACAUGCCAAUUCCAUAAAGUAUCAGUAAAUAUGCGUUAGUUAGAAUUGAAAUUGAAAUCUAGUAGAUAAUAUUAUUGUAGCAAUUUGGUUCAUGCGCAUACGGUCUUUUAAGUAUACUUUAAAUUUAAUUUGUUUUAAAAUUUUAGGGUGACACAAAAUACUUCCAUCUAGUGAUUUUUCCAAUUCAUAUUAGACUUACAGAUUUUGAUUCACAUAAGUAAAAUAGUGGCUUAAUAAAAGGCUUGACGUAUCAUUAAAAGACUAAAAUGGUUCCUAAAUUACUACUUCACUUCUAGAAAAAUAGGUGAUAACUAACUACUAACUGUACUUUAUUUUGAGUCACCCUACUAGUUUUCAAAGGUAAUCAAAUCUGAUGUCUAUAGUUAUUGCCGUAUGAAAUAAUCGACAAAUAAAAAUAGGUAGAAUAUGACAUUUAGCUUAGCAUAGCUAGAUGUAGUUUUGUAUUUUAAUAGAUGUUUUGCGGUUACCCGUUUUGCUAGUACAUCCUUACACACAGCCACUUUGAGAAAUAUAAUAUGAAAUCCUUGUUCAUUGUCGUUAAAUUCGUUCAUUGCUCGCUAAUCAAGUAAAUUAUAUCAUUUUUCCCGAUAGUUUUAUGACAGUGCAAUUAUCAAUACCAAUUUAAAAAAUAUGUUUUUUUUUAAUUGUUCACCUCACCACCGCGUGGUAAAUACUACAUUCAAAAGAUUAUAAACUUGCAUCAAAUUUAUGUACGAUUUUAGACAAUUAGCUAAAAUUAUUUUAAAAAAAAUGAUAAAGUAUUAUUUAUUCCAAAUUAUUAUUUUAGCUUUAAGACCAUCCUAAGUAUAACUAUCGGUAUCGUAAUAGUUUUCCAAAAAUUGUUGAACUGCAAGUAGUUUUAAAUUAUAUGAUAAAAAUUACAAUGCUCACUAAAUAAAGUUCAUUUCAAAGAUCUUAUUAAACAAGAUCACAAAUCUUAUCUUAUUAAUAGUGUAGUAUAUAUAAUUUUUAUCGUACAAUUUAAAACUACUUGCAGGGGACAUUAUGGGAUGUAAAAAACGACAUCUACCAUAAAAGUAAUAGAUCUAACGGGUUUCUAAGUAACAAUGCGCUACCCCACAAUCAUUAAAUUAUCGUAUAAUUUGUAGCGUAGCCAUAAUAGCUUUACAAUUCAAGUGAAAUAAGCUUCCAUUUAUACCAAUUAUUAGAUUUUAUUUCAUGUUAAAAAAUAUUGUAUUUUUUUUUUUUGGCAAAAACGAGAAUUGGUCACAAAAUUGUACCACUAAGAACGAAGCUUGAAGAAACCGCAUCAAAACAGGUCUAACAGUUUUCAAGUUUACACUUAACAUGUAUUGUGCGGCAAAAUCUCGUUUUUAUCAACUAAAACAAUAUUUUUAUGCUCAGCGGCUGAAUACCUUCCAUUUUAAAUUAUAUGCGUUUUUAAGUGCUAAUACUUUUAUAAAAACUUAUUUAAUUUUAAUUAUUAACUGGUGUAAUAAAAUUGCAUCACAUUGUAUUUAACAGUAGGUUUUUUAUGUAGCAAAGUAAAUUUAAGUAAAUAUGAGUGAUUGAAUGUUUGUUUUGCUGAUGGUAGUUCAAGAGUUUUACAAGUGGUUUGUAAUUUUAUAGACAUGCAUUAGAAAUAUGUUUUUAUUAGAAGUAAAAAUAAAUACAAUAUCUCAUCAUUAACUCAACUUCGACCGAGACAAAGAUUAAUUAUAUAAUUCUUUGAUUUGAAAGUAAAAAUAACUUAGAUUACACGUGUGUGCAACAGUGAACAUUGUAAUACGUUGAAUGUGUAUUCCCAUUCCUAUUUGCAGUGUUGGCCGAACGUUAAUUAGAAUUGACCAUUAACCAUUACAAAUUGAACCGUACACCGUAACGGACUGUUACAAUUUACGGUUCAAUUUGUAAUGGUUAAAGGUCAAUUCUAAUUAACGUUCGGCCAACACAGCCUAUUUGUCCCCGCCCCACGUGAUCGCCGCCAUACAUGAGGAUACAGAUGAGAUGAUUUAUAUGUAGCGCCCAUCUGUGCCCGGCGGGGACAAAUGGGAAUUCACCCGUUUCAUAGAGAAAUAAGAAGUAAUAGAGUGCUCACUCCAUACAUCAGUUUUGGUACCAAAAUGCUUAUUAUAUUCGCAGUCGACAUCUAGCAUCGAGUAGCGGAAUAGCGAGUAGCGGAGUAGCAGUUUGUUUGCCGCGAUAUCUAUUGUCGAGUAGCAGUACUGAGAGUUCCGCUACUCGAUGCUAGAUGUCGACUGCGAAUAUAAUAGUCAUUUUGGUACCAAGACUAAUGUAUGGAGUGAGCACUCUAUUACUUCUUAUUUCUCUAUGCCCGUUUAAGGACAUAUAAGAGCAAGAUUUUGUCAAAAUUAUAAAAGUUUUUAAUUUUCACAUAAAAUUACCGUCGCCGAAGUAUACGUCUUAACAAUUUCAGCAUAUAAAUGAGGUUUUAAAUUAGAAAUAUUGUAUCGAAGUAUGCAAGAAUUGUGUCAAACUAAAUGUAUAGAUUGUGUCAUUCACGAAGACGCAUGCCUUGACACCUAUUGUAAUGUUAUUAAAGGUUAAAUUUGACAAAUCCGCGCGUCAUCGUGGAUGACACGAAGUACGAACUAUGUAAACCGCGUACCUAUUUGAAUACAAUAAGCAUUUUAAGUGAUCUAAACCAUUAGCUGAUUCGAAGCUCGCGCAGAUCCGCCUCCACCAUGUUGUCGCUCCAGAAAAGUGGCGCUGUCUUGUGUCGGAGGCCAAGUCUCAUUUUGGGUCGCUGAGCCAACGGAGUAAGUAAGUAAGUAAACCAUUAGCUGACUGUAUAGUUGUGGUAAGAUAUAUCGGUACGGCCAAAGUGUCCACAAAUAUCUGAACAUAGUCUCUAUUAUCAAGACGUUAAGUGUGUGUUCAGAUCUUUUUGAGCACCUCGGCCGCUCCGAUAUGUCUGAUGGUGGACAUAGUUAACUGACCAUUCUUAAUUAACUUAUUAACAAAUAAAUAAUGUCAACUAAUAAUUAUAGUCUGUUAAAAAUUCAAAUUGUCUAUGGGACGAUAACGGCGCCUAAGUUUUUUAAAUUUGCCAUUUUUUUCUACUGACGGAAAUGGCUUGACAGACUAUAGUUGAGCUUAUUGCUGUUACGUGGCUAUCACACUUAUGCGGAUCUGCACGCCGCUCCGGAAUGUAGAUGAGACAGAGCUAUGCACGUAUAUAACGAUGUCCCGCUCACAGACCAGAUCUAAUGUGAAUAAUGGUUUAGUACCGAUUAUUUUAGUAGUCACGGACUUUAAUCGUUGAGCCAUUUAGGGUUUACUUUAAAUUUGACAUUUCAUACCCUUAGUAUUGACAGCCAAAUCAGUUUGAACCCUAAAUGGAUCGACAAUCCAUACGACAUGGUUCUUCGUUCUUAGCAUAGACUGCGAGUAGAAAUGGCAGCGAUACAUUGUGUUUAUUAAAGGAGUGCAAUGCGUAGAGACUUGUAAAUUAAGUUAUAUUUGGUGCGUUGCUGUUAUUUGAAUAAAUGAAAUGAACAGUA